Molecule: messenger RNA, 2535 nt
Organism: Penicillium alfredii
Lineage: Eukaryota; Fungi; Ascomycota; Eurotiomycetes; Eurotiales; Aspergillaceae
Exons: 4
Coding region: 1-2535 (844 amino acids)
Source: RefSeq, a predicted model, not a curated record
AUGGGUCGUCAAGCUUAUCUGAAUCGGCUCGCUUUGGGCCGAUCACCUUACGAAGCCCCCGAAAUUGAUGCGGUGGACCCCUCGAAUCCAGUACGGCGGGUCUCCAACGUCCAUGCCGACAACUACAUGCAGCAGUAUGAUGCACGGGGCCACCCAGUCAAUCUCGAGUCCAAAACUCUGGGCCGAGAACUUCGGAGAGCGAAGAAUGACAUUCUCUCUACCAUGGGGGUUGUCGUCAGUGGAGAAGACCGUAAUGCCGGCAGCCCCAACCAACAGCAGAAGAUCAACCAGAUCGCGGCCGAAAAUGACUUUGGCUUGGUGAUCACUACUCUUGAUCAGCUAUUUGUAUUCUUCGGGACCUGGUGGACUUCUUCUCUCACAGGCCGAAUACAGACCUAUAGAAAUUACACCCAUGCUGCAUUGUUUGAUGUGAUCCGCUCGGAGCGUGGAUCAACAGGAAUCCUUGGAUUCUAUUGUGCCGGGAUCCCGGCAUGGGCAGUUUCUAGCAGCUUGGCAAUCGCUCGCGACAAUCCGCUGAAGCGUCUCUUCGUCUCUGCUCGAGACUAUGUUCUAUCUUUUACUGGUGAUGGCGGACUUUCACUUGGCACCCGAUCUUUCUUUGGACUUGCAUUCUCGGUAGCGAGGAGCUCGGUUCUUAUGUUGUCCGUCGAGGCCUACAUGUACUCCCUGCUCCAAUCCAUUUCAAUAGUCCCUGCGAACUCCAUCCCCAGCGCCCGGCUUUUGAUUCCCUUUGGCGAGCAAUCCUUGAUUCAGCUACCGCCAUUCCCUACCGAUUUAUCUAUUCAAUCUAUAGGGAACUCGCUCGCGGGUCUGCUCACAUCGCCCGGCGUUCUGGUUUUCUUGUACGCAUACUACCUUCGCCCGGAGCUAGAGGAGCGUAUUUAUCGGUUAAUCCGCCGACGUCUGCCAAAGCCCAUUGUUGCAGAUGAGCUUUCUAUCCGGGUGGCCUUUGAAGAGAAUCUGAUCGAAUGGGUGGUGCCCACACUUGGACGCAGGUCGGAGGAAGAGACUCACCGCUCCAAACUCUCACUCCUCGAAGAUCUCAAGUGCGAGUUGGUUGUUCUUCGAGGAUGGCUGCUCUCCUUUUUCGGCCUGAGGUCAAGACAAGCGUCAGACACAGCCCUCGAGCCUUCUCGAGAAGAGAAGAUUGAAAGUCUGCGAAAUUCAAUCGAGACGCUGCAAAACGAGCUCGAGGAAGCACAGCUCUACAAUAAUAUAGCCGACGACGAGCCAGAAAGCUCUAGAGCCCAGCCCUCAGGCAAUGCUCCCGCUGCUGAGUUGGCCCAGCCUGAAUUGCCAGACUCAGGCACAGAUGGAUCCACACAGGGAAAUCAAGCAGAUGCAGGCUUUGGGAUGAACCGGGUACUUCUAAAUGAGCAUCGCAUGGUUGAGUCCCCCGGUGAGAUGAGUAGCGACUUUUUCUCCGAAAUGGCCACGCUUGGACGGACGAGCGCGCCCUCUGCUGCCUCCAACCCACCGGACCAGCCGACAGAGCCACCACAAGGCGAAAACAUGAGCACAGAUCGACAUGAUUCUCGUUCGAAUACGCUAUUCUCGCGUCCCUCGUCCCCGGAGACGUCUCCGCCCACAUCGCCCCGUGUCAGGGCGUCCUUAAUUCACCAGAGUUCUGACAUCAUUACGAUGCAGCUCGAACUUCUGGGAAACCGCAACCGCACUGCGCUGAACCCAACUUCAGCCCUAUCUCAUCCGCUAGCCGGACUCAACAAUGAUUCUUCUCACUCUCGUCGAGGGUCAGAACCAGCCGAUCGCCGAACGAUCACCGAGUUCCUUGAGGCUCUGGUCUUGAGCCAGGCCCAGCGCCAAGGACUAAUCCCACAACCAGACACAGAUAACAACGUGCUCAAUGCAACUGUCGAUGUGCCCAAUGCAGCAGUCGCCGAGUCAGAGCCCCCAAAUGUGGUUCAAGACCUCCAAGCUGCGGAUCAUCCAACUCUCCACCCUAUCGACAAUGCUCCAGAACCCAACAAUGUUCCAAACAUUCUCCCCGAUGGCGUGGAAGAACCAUACGACGAAGACACUCGCAGCAACCCGCCUCCCACCACAAGAGUAGACCACAAUGCCGCACCUCAGCCCGAAGAGCCCCUGAUCCGCCCACAGAGACCAGUCGAAGAACCUAUCCAAGGGCAGCCAACAGCAGACCACUCUCUCGCCCAUCGAGUAACCCUUCUGUCCGCUUACCCAGUGGAUUCCCUUGCGUCUCACCUUGCUGCUAUCAUCAGCAGUAUCAUCCUCUGCCCGCUCGAGUCCCUAUCGCUCCGCUCGCUGGCCCACUCCUACAUCGCGUCGCACCCUUCUUCUGUGGCUCAGCUCCCAGACCUUAUUCCUCUGGGUUUGUGGUUUGGCGGCUACACUUGGUCCGAUGCGCUGGCGUAUUCUGGGCGAGUGGUGCUCAUGAGAGGCAUGCAGACUGCGCUGCGAGCAGGUGCCUGGGGGUUUUUGGUUGGCUCGACUAUGAGGAUUGGGAGGAAGUUUUGUGGUUGGGGGAAGCUGUGA